Molecule: messenger RNA, 554 nt
Organism: Ipomoea nil (Japanese morning glory)
Lineage: Eukaryota; Viridiplantae; Streptophyta; Magnoliopsida; Solanales; Convolvulaceae
Product: putative vacuolar protein sorting-associated protein 13F
Exons: 6
Coding region: 1-483 (160 amino acids)
Biological process (GO): protein targeting to vacuole; protein retention in Golgi apparatus
Cellular component (GO): extrinsic component of membrane
Source: RefSeq, a predicted model, not a curated record
AUGGAGAAAUCUUGGAGAAGAAGAGAUGGGAAAGUUGCAAUAUUGGCAAAGCAGCUUUGCAAAGGGUUUCUGAAAUGGAGAAAUCUUGGAGAAGAAGAGAUGGGAAGGUUGCGAUAUUGGCAGAGCAGCUUCACAAAGGGUUUAGUUUGGCUGUUGCUAUUAGGUUACCUUGGCCAAUACAUUCGGGACAUUCAAACGGAGCAGCUCAAGAUUACUCUGUGGAAUGAAGAAGUAUUAUUGGAAAAUGUUAAGCUGAUUCUUGAAGCUUUUGAUUACCUUCAGUUCCCAUUUGCUUUAAAGCAAGGUCAUGUUUGCAAGUUGAGUAUUAGGAUUCCAUGGAAAAAGCUUGGCUGGGAUCUUGUUAUAAUCAUCUUAGAGGAUGUAUUGAUCUGUGCCUCCCAAGGAGAUGAAAAAGAGGCAGUGACUGUAUUUGCUAUGAAGUUUUCAAGCUUGACAAUUAUGAAGCAACAUUUUCCUAGGUAAGUGUUGAAGAUGUGAUGCAAAUGCUAGACGAAAUAGAGAAAGAAUCUGACAUUGAUGAGACCUUAUGUUAC